UACAGUUUACUUUUUAAAAGAGAUCAGCAAUAUAGUUUACUUUUUAAAAGAGAUCAGCAAUAUAGUUUACUUUUUAAAAGAGAUCAGCAAUAUAGUUUAAUAUUUAAAAGUGAUCAGCAAUAUAGUUUACUCUUUAAAAGAGAUCAGUAA
This is a messenger RNA of Lottia gigantea (owl limpet), 150 nucleotides long. RefSeq lists its product as hypothetical. NCBI's taxonomy places the organism in Eukaryota, Metazoa, Mollusca, Gastropoda, Lottiidae. The transcript has a single exon. The record is from RefSeq and is a predicted model, not a curated record. The annotation marks the transcript as partial.